Molecule: messenger RNA, 408 nt
Organism: Sabethes cyaneus
Lineage: Eukaryota; Metazoa; Arthropoda; Insecta; Diptera; Culicidae
Product: NTF2-related export protein-like
Exons: 1
Coding region: 1-408 (135 amino acids)
Biological process (GO): protein import into nucleus
Cellular component (GO): nuclear pore central transport channel
Source: RefSeq, a predicted model, not a curated record
AUGUCGUUAAUUAUUGACUCGGAGCUGCGCACGAAAAUCGAUACCGCGUGUCAAACGGCUAAGGAAUUCACCAAGUUGUACUACGAAACUGUGGAUAACAAGCGUCACCAAAUGGCCCGUUUGUAUAUGGACGAUGGGCUGCUGGUUUGGAACGGACACGGCGCUACCGGAAAGGACAAGAUUCAGGCAUACUUCCAACAACUGCCACGAUCGGAGCACACAAUGAACACCCUCAAUGCAGACCCGAUUGUGGAUGAGGCAGUGCCGUCACAGGUAACUCUCAUCAUCCAGGUGUCCGGCUACGUCAAGUUCCUAGCGAAUCCUGCUAGACCGUUCCAGCAAACGUUUAUGGUUACGGCACAGGGUGACAAAUGGAAGAUUGCCAACGAUUGCUAUGUAUUAAGAUAA